This is a messenger RNA of Didymodactylos carnosus, 482 nucleotides long. NCBI's taxonomy places the organism in Eukaryota, Metazoa, Rotifera, Eurotatoria, Philodinida, Philodinidae. The record is from the annotation of a GenBank genome assembly.
CAGGUCUUCUCUCUAAUGAUCCUUAUCGUUCAUUUACUGUGAAAUACGCCGAGGUAAAAGGUAACAUUGAAUGGCAUCAAAUAUUUUUAAGAGGUAUUGGUGGUAAUUGGCUUGUAUGUCUUGCAGUUUGGCUGGGUACAAGUGCACGUGAAUUACAUUCAAAAGUAAUCGGUAUUUAUCUGCCUAUUUGGCUUUUUAUUGCUGUUGGAUAUGAACACUCAAUUGCCAAUAUGUUUACAGUUCAAAUGGGUAUGAUGCUUGGUGCUGAUCUGUCCGUUGGAAAAUAUAUUUUGCGCACAUUGAUACCAGUUACACUUGGAAAUAUUGUAGGUGGAGGAUUUUUCGUUGGUUUUACAUAUUGGUACCUUUAUUUGGCGAAAAAAGUGGAUACUGAUUCUAAAAUUGAUUUUGAAUCACCGGUUGGUAAAGGUUAUCAAAUUGUAAAACAACAUGAGAAAAUACAGCAAGCUCAACAAUCAUAA